This is a messenger RNA of Phialemonium atrogriseum, 1384 nucleotides long. RefSeq lists its product as uncharacterized. The record is from RefSeq and is a predicted model, not a curated record. The transcript has a single exon. Lineage: Eukaryota; Fungi; Ascomycota; Sordariomycetes; Cephalothecales; Cephalothecaceae. The coding region runs from base 415 to 1278 and encodes 287 amino acids.
UGAAAACAUACAAUUUUGGUUGGCCCAAGCCUUGUUUCGCACAGACAUGGUUUUCCGGUGCUGGUUAAAGGGAUAUUGAAUGCUAAUUGGCAGAUUGUAGGAAGGUUUUCUUGCAGGAAAGAGGGUGGAAUUGGAAGAAAUGGAAACUGCAUGAUCGCGUAUUCAAUUCAAAUCGAACUCGUGUGCCACUUUUGCGCACUGACUUUGGUAAUUGUUUAUAUAAGGCCAGGUCAGAGCUCGCCUUCGCUGGAGGUAUCGUAACUGCCUCCAUCAAAUGCGGUUUCACUUCCCGCCAAGAAUUUUGAUCUCAAGACACUAUCCAUUUCCAAACCCCCUUCUACCCAGGAGAGUGUCUACCAAUCUGGCCAUUCCAAACCGUUCUGCAAACAACAAAAACAAUAUAAAGUCAUCACAAUGCCCCCAGACACAAGACCCGUCGAUAGACGCGACAAGACACACAUCCGCCCCCUGACCGGCGCGCCGCCCGAGCUCUCCUACUUCACCGCGAGAGACUUCGCCUACGGCCGCACGAUGCGCAACAUGCAGAUCUCGGGCUUCCACCGCUGGGGCUAUGUCGUCAUACGCACCGCGUCAUACAACGAAGACAACAACCAGCUCUGGGAGCCGUUCCUGGCCCACCUCCGCGCCGUCAACGAUCACGACAUCCCGGCGUUCAUGCUGCCCCUGCUGACGUGGGACGUGCUGGAGGACCGAGACCUCGAAGGUGCGGGCGUCGAGGCUGCGAUUCGGCAGUUUUCGGCGUGGCGGGCCGAGGUGUCUGUGGAGAGGGAUGGCGAGGGCGCAGAUGAUUUGCUUGUGCGGGUGGGACACGUUGCGCGGAUCCGGUACUUUGUCAUGGUUGACGAUGAGAGCCUAGCAUCUCUGCGUGAGGCGGAAAGUGUGGCUAAGGCUAUGCCUGGCCGCCGCCCGCUGCCACCGGUCAAAGUGCGGGUGGUUGAUGCAGGAUGUCCGGAGGGGGUGGAGCAUUUAUUUGGAUUCGGCCCUUUCGAUCCUGGUUGUCAAGAAGCAGUAGAGGCGCAGGCCAGUGGGCAGGCUAGUCAAGGUGAUGGAGAAGAUGGUGAGGAAGAUGAGGAAGAUGACGACGUAGACGAUGACAGUGUAGAUAUGUCAGACACGCAUUCGCCAGUAGAGGGAUGCACAAGCUGGGAUGUGGGCUGGAUGUGGGUUCGGACCAAGUUUCUCCUCAGCUUCUCCGACAUUCUACAGGUAGACCAGGGUUGGAGCCUCUUCUACGAGCGUCCGCCAAAGGUAUACUAGUUGUUUAGGUAGACGGGAUAUACACGAACACAUCCCCAACUCUUCACACUAGGUACCCAUAUAAUUUACGUAUCAUCACUUGGCCUACAGAUAACUAAAUAUACCC